AUGGACAACUGGCAGGCCACCCAAAACUGGCUCAUCUUUGGUGCCAUCGCCGUCCCGGCCUCAGUCUACUAUGCCUGGCCUUACAUUAAGAAUCACAUGAGCCCGCCCGCUCCUGCACUUACCCACAAACACAGCGAACUUGCGUCGCACGUCCGAAAUGGCGUCGGCAACAGAAAGGCAGAAAGUUCUGGCACCAAAGGCGCUCAAACACCGACACAGAGUGCGGGUGCAGCUACGUCGAGGAAGCGCAAGGCUCCAAGAGAGCAUCAACCAGAGACGGUUGAGCAACCAACAGUGGCUGCGCAGAGUUCAGCAGAUGACUACAAAGAGGACAACAGCAACCGCCAAUUUGCGGAGCGCAUGCUGCAAGCACGAAAGGGUGCAGAUCUCUCCCGGCCGAAGAACCAAGAGCAGCGCACCCGCACGGUGAAGCCAAGCCGCACCGUUGACACGCCGGUCAUUUCUGCUGCUGCAUCUCAAACAGAUGCUGAUGCAGAUGACGACAUGUCACCCGCUGCCUCUCCGGCGCUACGUGCUGGCGAUGUUUCAGACAUGUUGGAGCCGGCUCGCAAGGGUCCAUCUACGCUACGUUUGACCGCACCCACACAGCCGCAGAAGCAGAGAGUUGUGAAGCUGGCUAAGGAGGAGGUUGAAGAGACGAAGAGACAGCGUCAAAACCGGCUGAAGAAGGAGCAAGCCCGACUCGAACGUGAAGCGCAGGAAGCCGAGCGUAAGGGUCUUGAGGAGAAGCAGCGUCGUGCUGCUCGCGAAGCUCGUGGCGAGCCGGCGAAGAACGGUAUCUCGGUGUCGAAGCCACCAGCGACCAACGCAUGGAACGCGAAGCCUACCUCCUCAGGGCUGGGGAAUGCAGCUCCGGUUGUCAAUGGCCAUGCUAAUGGCAUGCUCCUAGACACUUUCGACGCCGAGUCUACCGCAAGCUCCACCGGUGGUAUGGAAGCUAGCACUGCAGCCACCAGCACGACCACCGAGGCCGAACCGGGCACCCGGGAUCACGACCAGCUAUCUGAGGAGGAGCAGAUGGCCAUGGCUCUGAAGCAGAGCGAAGCCGAUUCCGGCUGGAGCGUUGCUCUCCCGAAGAAGCAGCAGAAGAGGAAAGGCUCUGUUGCUGGGUCCACCGGUACCAGCACGCCGAUGGAAUCGAACGGUCCCGUCAAGCCUGCCAGUAAGCCUGCGAAAAACGGUAAAGGCAAUGGCUUCAUGGCGCUCAAUGUCGAGCACAUUACGGACCCUAGCGCCACGAUCACGACCAGUUGGGACCCGUGA
Molecule: messenger RNA, 1284 nt
Organism: Baudoinia panamericana UAMH 10762
Lineage: Eukaryota; Fungi; Ascomycota; Dothideomycetes; Mycosphaerellales; Teratosphaeriaceae
Exons: 1
Coding region: 1-1284 (427 amino acids)
Source: RefSeq, a predicted model, not a curated record